AUGGAUUACGUAGAAAAUGGAAACUUACAUGAUUAUCUUUCGAAAAAUGAACUUGAGUGGGAUGCAAAAUUAAAAAUGACCAUUGAUAUCGCAUUAGGGUUAUUAGAAUGUCAUGAUCAUAAUAUUAUACAUUUAAAUAUAAAUUCUGAAAAUAUAUUAGUGGAUAAAAACUUAGAAUUAAAGAUUGCGGGUUUCGGCUUUAUCAAAAACGGGGAAUUUGAUAAUAUAGAAAAUGUACGAUGGGCUGCUCCUGAAUAUAUCUCAAGAAAUCAAAAAAUGGGUGAAGAGAAACUUUCAGUUAUGUGGGAAAUUGCAAUGAAUGGUAAAAAACCAUAUGAAGACAUAGAAGAUUUUGAUAAACUAAAAAAUGCCAAGGUUACUGGCGAAAAUGAAGAUUUGAUUAAAGAACUUGAAACGAAAAAUACACCUGGCAGAUUAAUAAAUGAAGAACUACCGUUAAUUGAACACAAAAAUUAUAUUAAACUUGGCAAAAUUAUUUCACCACCAAAAUUAUCAUUUAAUGAAAUUCGUAAAAAUGUGAUCACAAUACUUACAUAUAUCCAGCAAAAAAUUAAGAUGUGGGGAGUUGAUAUUCUUAAAGCAGAAAACUUCGACAAAUAUUUAAUAGAUUAUGAUGAGGAAGAUGAACAGUUCCCCGAUGUUGAAUCAAACAGAUUAUCUCGAUUUGAUUACAUUGCCAUUUUAUUUGCUUUGGCUGAAUUUACUGUAAUUCAAGAUAUCUUUCAAAUUAUAUCUCAAUUUCCAAUUGCAUUUCCUUUAUUGAUACCCAAAUUAGAUGAGGAAAAAAAGUAUAAAGUGAUGAUUCCUUUAUUAACAGGACCAGUUAUUAAAUGGAAAACAAUUAAUGGAACAAUAAUAGAAAAUCAUCUUUUCAAAGAUUCUUUCAAAAUGAUUGUUACAGUUCGAAUUGGAUCAGGUCCUAAAGGCAAAAGUACUAUAAUUAAUCAGUUAAUGAGUUCAAAAGAUAUGUUUACUUCAUAUUCUGAUCCAAGUGCAGAAAAUGGAAUCCCAAAUAUGAUCAGAGGAAGUAUCGAGUUCGUUUGGUUAACUGAAGAGACUUGUGGAGAUGCCCUCUGGAAUCUGAUUUUUAAAAAUCAUUAUGCAAAAGGAGGAAGAGAGAUUAUAUUACUUGCAAAUUUACAUGGUGAUGCUUUGGAUUAUCCUGAUCAAAUAGAAUUCUUGAAGCAAUUUUCCUCUUGCUUCUUGGUUUACUUGAUGCCUGGAUACGACCAAAAUCAAAAAGAUAAGAUUAAAACUUUAAUUAAUCCUAAAAAAGCGAUAUAUAAUUACGUAGAUCCUAGAAACAGUGAAGAUAUCGAUAUAAAGAAAUAUACAAUUAAUACAAAUUUAUUGGAGAAUAAUAAAACAAUAAAAAAACUCUGCAAAAUUUUUGACGAAGUUUUAGCAUUAGACUUCAGAUCACCAAUAAAUGCAAUUAAUUUCAAUGAAUUAAAAUUAGGAAAUACACUUCAAUUUGCUGGAAAUACCAAAUUUCUUGAAUCUAGGAAUAUUGUAAAUUUUAUUAAGGGUAAAACUUGUCGUCACAUUAAACUAAAUGUUAUGCAAUGUCAAAAAAAACAAUUUAAAGACAUAUCUAACUUUAUACAAUAUUGGCAGCAAACAACUGAGUUUCAGGAUCUAAUUAAACAAUUCACCAGUAUUCUAGCUCAACCUAUCUAUGAAAGAAGACAAGCUCUAGCACAUCUUGAAGGAGAAUUGUCCAGACUUUCUACGGAAGAGUCUUCUGAAUCUCGAAAUAAUGCUAUAUUCAAAAGAAAAGAAUUAGAUUGGGCAAGAAUUAUCAACAAUAAUCAAGAAAAGUAUGAAGAGAUUCGAAAGUCAAUUACAGAACUUUGGAAAGAAGUUGAUAACUCAAGUUUAGGUAUAGAACAUUUUUUCCGUGAAUUAGGACAUAUUUAUAAGAUUUUUAUUUCUGAUUCUGAUGAUGAUUCAAAAACUAUUUCCAUCAAUGGUCUUACCAAAGAAGGCGUUUUAAAAAUACCAGAAUAUUGUGCUGAGUUGUUAAUUAGUGGUAAUACUAUAGAAUUGCUUGAUGGUGAUUCUACAACUAUAUCCGAGGAUUGGUUUUCAACAAUUUGUAAUUGUAUUAAUAAAAAAUUUCCGAACCUUAGAGUUUUUGUAAUCAGUAUACUUGGAUUACAGUCAUCUGGAAAGUCUACUCUUCUAAAUGCACUUUUUGCGUGUAAAUUUGCAGUUUCAGCUGGGCGUUGUACUAAAGGGUUUUUUAUGCGAUUAUCGUUUUUAGAAAAAGAGUUAUCAGAUUUACUCGGUAUUGAUGCUUUUAUCUUAAUAGAUACUGAAGGACUUGGUGCACCAGAAAAAAUAGGUGAACCAGAAUCAGAAAAGAAAGAUCGAAUGUUAGCAACCUUUGCAAUGGGAAUAAGCAAUUUAACAAUUAUUAACAUACUUGGAGAAUCAAUGAGUGAGUUGAAUGAAAUUUUAAAGACUGUACAGGUGGCAAUUGUGACAAUGCCACGCCUUGAGAAGGCUAUAAUAUCACCUGAUAUACUUAUGGUGCAACAUGUCACAGAAAAAAAUUCAACAAAAUUAGGUGGGUUAGAACGAAAAUUUCGGGAAGCUUUUCAAAAAGCUUUAGAGAUAGCCAAAGGAAAAAUCAGUGGGAUGAGUGCACAUAACAUUGACUGCCUUAAUAUUCUUGGCGCAAGGAUUAAAAAUGAAAAAUUUCUCAAACUAUUUGCGCCAUUUAAAAAUGGUACAAGUGCGUAUUCCCCACCAUCGAAACAAUAUCACGAAGACAUUUUAUUGGGAUGCAAUAGUUGCGAAUACUGA
Molecule: messenger RNA, 2832 nt
Organism: Dentiscutata heterogama
Lineage: Eukaryota; Fungi; Glomeromycota; Glomeromycetes; Diversisporales; Gigasporaceae
Source: the annotation of a GenBank genome assembly